GAUUUAUAAAUAAAAUUUUAUUUAUAUGAAACUGUGUUGAAUAGUUGAACUUGAACUUAACAUUCCUUCAGAUGAAAUCGAAGACGCGAAGGGAUAGAUGAAUAAGAAUAAGGCACCUGUCAAGUGAUGUUAUUUAAAUUUCAUGGAAUGCUUGCGUUCUAGCUUUAGGAGCAGCCGAGGCUGAGCAGGUUGAACGCUAUGGCUGAUUUAAAAUUUCAAGAUCUUGUAAAAAUAUCAGAUACUCGAAUUGAUAAUCUUUCAUCUGAACUUCACCAACUCAGUCUAAAAAUUUGGGAGAAUCCUGAACUGAAAUAUGAAGAAUUUUUCGCGCACAACUUACUCACUGAAACUUUGAAGGACUACAACUUUGAUGUCAAUCCACAGUUCACUUUGCCAACAGCGUUUAGGGCGGCGUACUCGCCAAAAAUCAAUAAAGAAGACGAUGGUGAUACAUUAACAGCCGGUAUUAUCUGUGAAUAUGAUGCAUUACCAAACAUUGGUCAUGCUUGUGGGCAUAACCUUAUUGCUGAAGCUGGUAUAGCUGCUGCUUUAGGUGUGCAGGCUGCACUAAAGUCAUCAUCAAGUUUGGGGCGUGUUGUUGUCUAUGGAACUCCAGCUGAGGAAGGUGGUGGAGGAAAGAUAAAAAUGAUCAAGAAUAAGUGUUUUGAAGAAGUUGAUUUCAUAAUGAUGGUACAUCCACAUUCAUACAAUGCAGCUUUUCCUACAUACAUUGCUUGUAUUGGUGUGAAAGUAACCUAUAAAGGUCAUCAAGCUCAUGCAUCUGGAGGACCAUGGGAAGGUGUUAAUGCACUUGAUGCGGCUGUUAUGGCAUAUAAUGGGAUUAGUAUGAUGCGUCAACAGAUGAAACCUACAUGGCGCAUCCAUGCUAUUAUUACAGAAGGUGGAACAGCGUUCAAUGUAAUUCCUGCUAGAGCCAGUCUUCACUGUGGAGUGAGAGCACCAACAAUACCAGAAUUGAAGAUACUUAAGAAGAAAGUUCAUUCAAUCUUUGAAGCAGCAGCCAGAUCAACUGGAUGUAAAGUUGAAAUCAAUUGGGACGGCGAACCAUACAAGAACCUAGUGACAAACUCUAUUUUGGCAACUACCUUUCAAGAAAAUGCCCAAGAACUAGGUGCACCCUACAUGCCAUGGUAUGAACAAAUAACUAAACCUGGUGGCUCAACUGAUAUGGGAAAUGUAUCUCAAUACAAGCCUGCAAUACACCCACGAUAUUUUGUAAGCAAUAGUGUCACACACACACCUGAAUUUCAGGCAGAGGCUGGCACAAAGGAGGCUCAUCAGUACACUAUGAUUGCAGCUAAAUCAAUGGCUAGGACAUGUUUACAUAUCAUGAGUCAGCCCGACUUAAUGAAGGAAAUAAAUAUGGAGUUUAGUGAAAGUGUAAAAGUUCAGGGCGGUGAAUUGGACGAUGAAUAAGUAUUGAUUAUAUUUAUUUUUGGCUUAACUUAUUGAAAUAGGUGUUCUGCUAAAUCUUUCAAUUUUUUAUAGAUAAUAGAGCCAGUAUACAAUGUUGAAAACUGUGUAUGAUAAAGGGAAUAAAAUAAUGGAUAUCUUAUCAAACCAAAA
Messenger RNA from Xenia sp. Carnegie-2017, 1587 nucleotides. RefSeq names its product xaa-Arg dipeptidase-like. The transcript is spliced from 3 exons. Bases 199 to 1437 code for a protein of 412 amino acids. Lineage: Eukaryota; Metazoa; Cnidaria; Anthozoa; Malacalcyonacea; Xeniidae. The record is from RefSeq and is a predicted model, not a curated record. Gene Ontology annotation, molecular function: dipeptidase activity.